AUGGAGAAAACUAUAGAGAGCCAGACAGAGCUCCCUCAGGCAACACGGACGCAAUCGGAGCCUUAUACGGUGUUUACGAAAUAUCAAGUUUACUACAUUGUGUUUACGGCGUCAUGGGCUGGGCUCUUCUCGCCGAUCUCUGCGAAUAUUUAUUUCCCGGCCUUGAACACACUGGCGGAUGAUUUGCACGUGUCAAGCUCACUUAUCAAUUUGACGGUUAUGUCGUAUAUGAUCUUUCAAGGUCUUGCGCCGAUGUUCAUCGGCGACUUUGCAGAUGUCGUUGGUCGUCGGCCAGCUUACAUGGCCUGCUUCGUCAUCUAUACAGCAGCGAACAUUGGACUGGCGUUGCAAAGCAAUUACGCUGCCUUGUUCGUUCUUCGGUGCAUGCAGAGCUCAGGGAGUAGCGCCACUAUCGCUUUAUCGUCAGGCGUCGUCUCUGAUAUCGCGACGGCCGCCAAGCGCGGAUCAUAUAUUGGUCUGGUUACCGCAGGAUCGUUGCUUGGACCUAGUCUAGGACCCGUGAUUGGCGGUCUUCUGGCGCAGUAUCUGGGAUGGAGGGCUAUUUUCUGGUUUCUCACGAUCAUGUCAGGUGUCUUUAUGGUUCAAUUUGUUCUCUUCUUCCCGGAGACUAGUCGUCGGGUUGUUGGGAAUGGGUCUCUGAUGCCACAGAGGUGGAAUCUGUCAGUCAUGGACUAUAUGAAGUCCCGAAAACACACAGAAACAACUGUUACUGAAGACACAAACACGGGCAAUCGACCUAAAUUCCGCGGCCCCAACCCGAUUCAAGCUCUGCGCAUCUUAUUCGAAAAAGACACCUCGCUGCUCCUGUUCGUCAACGCGAUCCUCUUUGCCGGAUACUACGACAUCACCGCCUCGCUACCCUCCCUCUUAUCCGAGAUCUACGGCUACAACGACCUCCAGGUCGGUCUUUGCUACAUCUCCAUCGGCACAGGCUGCUUUAUAGCCGCCUACUCAAACGGCUAUCUUCAGGACUGGAAUUUCCGUCGGACAGCUCACAGACUGAACAUUGAACUCGUCGCCAACCGUCAAACAGAUCUAACCGCUUUCCCAAUCGAACGCGCCCGCGUACAAGUUAUGGUUCCACCGCUCGUGGUAGGCUGCGUUGCCGUGAUCGCCUUCGGCUGGGCCGCGCAUUACGAGACGCAUAUCGCUGCGCCACUGGUGAUCCUGUUCUUCUGUGGCUUGUGUCUCAGCAUGGCGUUCAAUACCGUGAGCACGUUGCUGAUAGACUUUUAUCCCGGAAAGGCGGCGACGGCGACCGCUGCGAACAAUCUUUGCCGGUGUCUCUUAGGAGCGGGGGCUACGGCGCUGAUUGUCCCGAUGAUCGACGGCAUGGGGAGGCAAUGGUGUUUUACGUUUAUCGGACUAGUUAUAAUGAAAGGAAAAGCUGCUUCGAAUCCGGUAGUGCUCUACUGGCACCGCACCGACCUACGACUGCAUGACUCGCCCGCCCUACACGCAGCACUGAACCUGAAACCCUCGAUCUUUCUUCCCGUCUGGACAUGGGAUCCGCACUAUGUGUAUCGGGCGCGUGUCGGGCCUAAUCGCUGGAAUUUUCUGAUUCAAUGCCAGAGCGACUUAUCGAAGUCGUACACGAAGUUGAACCCGAAGCAGAAGUUAUGGGUUGUGCGCGAAGCGCCGCAGACUGUGCUCCCGAGGUUAUGGAAGGAGUGGGAUGUGACGCAUUUGGUGUUUGAGAAGGAUACGGAUGCUUAUGCGCGGGAUCGCGAUGAGGCCGUGAUGCGCUUGGCUAAGGAGGCUGGGGUCGAGGUCGUUGUGAAGAUGGGGAGAAACUUGUUCGACCCGGAUGAAGUCGUCCAGAAAAACGGUGGGAAGCCGACGAUGAGCAUGAGUCAGAUUGAGAAGGCCGUUGAGGGGAUGAAUAAGGGGAGGCCAGCGGAGGUGGUCGAUGCGCCGGAGGAAAUCCCGGAUCCGUGGGACGAGAAGAAAAUGGAUUUGAGUGGUCUGGAGCCCGAUGGUGUUGAUCCCAAUCCAGAUGUUAAUCAGAAGUAUCGAACGAAGAAGGAUGAGCAAUAUGUCAAGAUCAUGGGGCCGAAAGAUGACUUUGGAGUGCCAAAUUUGCAGGAAAUCGGAAUCGAUCCGUCACAGAUCACAACGCCACAUAAAGGAGGCGAGAAGGAGGCACUGAAUAUUUUGAGUGAUUAUAUCAAAGACGAUGAGUACGUCGGGACAUUUGAGAAGCCCAAAACAUCGCCUGCCGCGUUCCAGCCACAAUCAACUACCCUGCUGUCGCCACAUCUGCAUUUCGGCAGUUUGUCUGUUCGAAAGUUCUGGUGGGAGGUCCAAUCUGUUCUAGAGGACCGAGCAAAGCGAAAGAAAGCAAACUCUACGAUACCCACAAACCUACCCGGACAGCUCCUAUUUCGUGACAUGUACUUCGCAGCACAAGCAGCUAUUGGACAUUCUUUCUCGCGGACAUAUGGAAACAAGGUUGUUAGAUUCAUUGACUGGCACCUUCAAUCAACCGAUAUUGAGACAUCUGGGAAGGAACAGCCGGCAGACAGGACCUACGUGGUCGAUUCCGAAGAAGCAGAGAUAUGGUUUCGCAGGUGGAGAGAUGGCAGAACAGGCUUUCCGUGGAUUGACGCGUUGAUGCGCCAGCUCAAGCAGGAAGGCUGGAUACACCACCUAGGUAGACACAGUGUUGCCUGCUUUCUAACACGCGGAGGAUGCUACGUGAGUUGGGAGAGGGGCGCGGAAGUGUUCCAGGAAUGGUUGCUCGAUCAUGAAGAAGCUUGUAAUAUUGGCAACUGGAUGUGGCUUUCCUGCACAGCAUUCUUCGCGCAGUUCUACCGAUGCUACUCGCCCGUCUCAUUUGGCAAGAAAUGGGAUCCCAAAGGGGAGCUUAUCCGUCACUACGUUCCUGAACUGUCAAAGUUCGAUAAGAAAUAUAUCUAUGAGCCGUGGAAGGCUCCCAUUCCCGACCAGAAGAAAUGGGGAUGUCGGGUUACGGGCGACGGAAGCGAGUCCGACAAUGAUGAGAUAAAGACAUAUCCCAAACCCAUGUUUGAUUUCGAUGAGCGAAGACAGAUCUGUCUUGACAGUAUGAAAAAUGCAUAUGAUAUCGGACUUCACGGAGACGACAUGUGUGUGAAGGACGGGUCGUGGAGAGAGGACUUCGAGGGGGGAGAUGAGAAACAGGAUGGUACUGAGAGUGACAUACGGCAGGGCCGGGAAAAGAGACGGAAACGCAUCUGGGGCAUCCGCGCCUCAAUUGGUGGCUACUACUCAUCUGAUGAUGAGUUGCUCAAGGACGCCAUGGACGCGCUCUCCCUCGCCCGCCCCGACAAGCAGAUCGUCCGGAGGUCUCCGAGUGACGCUAAACCCAAAGCAGACGAUCCCUCCCUCCUCCUCCGUGCGACGCCUAUCAUCUCAUUCUUCAUUCAACCGCUCGUUCUAAGCAUUAAAUCAUCAAGGAGGUUGUCACAUCUAUCUCUAUCUACUGAAGUGCCAAUUAUGGGUUGCGGAUCUGGCUGUUGCAAACCAACGGGUCCACCCGGCACCUCCGCCGUCUCGUCGCCUGAGACACUCGAGGUGCGAUCGUCUAUCAAGAAUCAACUCUGCGAUAAACCGACAGACAAAGGAAAGGGAAUCGAUGAGUCUGUCAUUGAGGGAGAUCCCAUCCUCGAUACCUGCUGUGCUCGAAAACCGAUUCAAGCAAUCCACAAAAAGGAUUGCUGUUCUAUUGUGGAGCAGUCCCCCCAGGGAAAUGAAGAAUCCAACAGACCCAGUUGUUGCAAAUUGAAGGCUUCGCCGUGCUGCGACACGUCCUGUCUUGGCCUUCUUGCCCUUCGUGAAUGCGAAAGUGGGGAAACGCGUGCUGCGCUGCAAAGAUCCACCUCCAGAGCGGAAUCUUCCACCAAGAGACGUCCUCAAUCGAAAACAAGCAGCCGUGAUGGCAGCCCUGUAGGAAACAGUGCUUACGAGAAGACCUGCUGCGCCAAGCCUGCAAUCGUUGGUGUCACUAAGUCGUGCGCAGAUGCAUGUUGCUCAGAUGAGAAUGCGCAAAAAUUGAAAGAGCCAUUGACUGAAACAGCAUCGGUCUCUCUUGAUCCAGAAAAAGGGAUUCCGAGCCAGGAGCAUGUCAUCCUUAGUAUUUCCGGCAUGACCUGUACAGGAUGCGAAAAAAAGCUCAAACGAACCCUUGGCAUGGUCGACUCAGUGAAGAACCUCAAAACAAGUUUGGUUCUUGCUCGAGCCGAGUUCGAUCUUGAUCUUCGUCUUGGUUCCAUCUCCGAUGUUAUGAAACAUCUGGGAAGAACCACAGAGUUCAGAUGUGAGAGAGUGAGCAGUAAAGGCUCCAUCAUCGACCUGAUCGCUCCUUGCGAUUCGCAUCAGUUCAUUGAUCGUCCCUGGCCUAAUGGUGUCACUGAUAUACGGGCAGUUGACAAGAACACGGUCAGCGUCACCUUUGAUUCAAAAAUUGUCGGUGCAAGAGAUCUCGUUGAAAAAGGUUGGGAGUCACCUCUAGAACUCGCCCCCUUUCGUGAUGACCCAACUCUCGAAGCGGGCAGUAAACAUGUCCGGUAUGUCGGAUGGAUGACUUUACUAUCGAUCCUCUUGACAAUUCCAGUUCUUGUCAUGGCUUGGGCUCCUCUUCCAAAACGGGAGAUUGCGUACAGCUCGGCAUCUUUGGGCUUGGCAACCAUUGUGCAGCUCGUCAUCGCCGGGCCAUUCUACCCGAAAGCGCUGAAGAGUUUGGUCUUCUCUAGAAUGAUAGAAAUGGACCUACUGAUCGUCCUGAGUACAACUGCGGCCUACGUAUUCUCCAUUGUUUCAUUUGGUUACUUAGUUGUUGGGCGUCCACUUCCAACUGAUCAAUUCUUUGAAACAAGCACUUUAUUGGUGACCCUGAUCAUGGUCGGUCGGUAUGUCAGUGCCUUGGCUCGGCAGAAGGCUGUUGAGUCGAUAUCUAUUCACUCCUUACAAGAGUCUACUGCGGUACUGGUUGGCGAGUCUGGAGAUCUCGAGGUAGACAUCAGACUCCUACAGUACGGUGACAUUUUCAAGGUUACGCCUGACGCUAGAAUCCCGACGGACGGUACGGUCAUUUCUGGGGCUUCCGAGAUUGACGAGUCUAUGAUGACCGGGGAGUCCAAUCUAGUUUCGAAAUACAUCGGAUCUAUGGUGAUUGCCGGUUCUAUUAACGGAUCAGGAGUGCUCCAUGUUCGGCUAACUCGCCUUGUUGGGGAUAACACCGUAAGCACGAUUGCUGGCAUGGUUGAUGAAGCCAAGCUAUCCAAACCAAAAAUUGAAGAUAUCGCCGACCGCGUUGCCAGCUAUUUCGUUCCAGCCGUUAUCGCCCUGACAGUUCUCACUUUUGUCAUCUGGGUGGCUGUUGGUGUUGGGAUCCGGAACCAAACUGGCGCAGAGGCAACAGUCCAGGCCAUGACAUAUGCCAUCACCGUGCUGAUUGUCUCCUGUCCCUGUGCUAUCGGCCUUGCUGUUCCGAUGGUCAUUGUAAUUGCAAGUGGUAUAUCUGCUGAGCGAGGCGUUGUGUUCAAAUCUGCAGACAGCAUUGAGGUGGCCCACAAAACCUCGCAUGUCGUCUUUGACAAAACUGGUACACUAACACAAGGCAAGCUGUCGAUCAAUCAGGAAACCUAUACCAAAAACGGCUGCGUCUCCGCCAAAUCGCUACUUCUUGGGCUGGUGCACGAAAAUAAACACCCUGUGUCGAUAGCUGUGGCCAAUCACCUAAAAGAUCAAGGCUUGCUCCCUUCCAGCGUGUCUGAUCUAAAGGUAGUGACAGGCAAAGGGGUCGAGGGCACAUCAUCUGGCCUGGUUCUUCGCGCAGGUAACUCCCGCUGGCUGAAUCUCUCCUCGGAUGCUCGAGUUCAGCCAAUGCUACAACAAGGUUUCACCGUUUUCUGCUUCACCAUCAACGCCUCCCUUGCUGCUAUCUUUACCCUCGAAGAUACUCUUCGCCCUGACUCUGCCUCGGCCGUCACGACUCUCCUCGAGCGCGGAAUAUCUAUACACAUUGUCUCUGGCGACGACGACGGUGUUGUCCGCUCCAUUGCCAGCACUUUACAAAUUCCAGUCACAAAUGUCCGCUCGCGAUAUACCCCCGCCGACAAACGCACAUACAUCCAGAACCUUCUUUCCCAGCCUUCCACCAACCCGAGACCCACCCAACCAGUCGUCAUAUUCUGCGGCGACGGCACAAACGACGCAGUCGCCCUCUCGGCGGCCACAAUCGGAGUCCACAUGAAUGAAGGCACCGAGAUCGCCAAAUCCGCCGCCGACGUGGUCCUCAUGCGUCCUAGCGUCACCGGCAUCUUAACCAUCAUUAGCAUCAGUCGCAAAUCUAUCAAUCGCAUCCGAUUCAAUUUCGGGUGGAGUUUCGUAUACAAUCUCUUUGCUAUAUUGCUUGGCGCGGGAGCUUUUGUCAAUGCCAGGAUUCCGCCUAGGUUUGCGGGGUUGGGCGAGCUGGUUAGCGUUGUGCCAGUCGUUGUUGCAGCUGUUGCGUUGAGAUUCGAGAGGCUUUGA
This is a messenger RNA of Aspergillus affinis, 6534 nucleotides long. Its product is annotated as copper-translocating P-type ATPase. NCBI's taxonomy places the organism in Eukaryota, Fungi, Ascomycota, Eurotiomycetes, Eurotiales, Aspergillaceae. Bases 1 to 6534 code for a protein of 2177 amino acids. Gene Ontology annotation, molecular function: metal ion binding; ATP binding; ATP hydrolysis activity. The transcript has 7 exons. The record is from RefSeq and is a predicted model, not a curated record. Gene Ontology annotation, biological process: transmembrane transport; monoatomic cation transport. Gene Ontology annotation, cellular component: membrane.